Somion occarium is the source of this 1679-nucleotide messenger RNA. Lineage: Eukaryota; Fungi; Basidiomycota; Agaricomycetes; Polyporales; Cerrenaceae. The record is from the annotation of a GenBank genome assembly.
GUGAGUCACAUAUCGAAUCACAGCAUGUUGGCAAUCCUGCGGGUUAUCCGACGUGGUACUGUACAAGUGGCAUUGUAUCCCGGAGCUCAGGUUACCCAGUAUCCAAGGCCGCUACUUUCGGAGGUUCCAGCCAGUGUUCAAACGUUCAGGAGGCAUGCCCUUAUAUAGGUAACUUGAAGCUGAGGGCAGGAGCUUCGAAGCGGGCCUAGGCUCUAGGAACGGAUAAAGGACAACCUAUAUCAAGACCGGGAGGCGAUGAACAAACUCGACCGUGAGGUUUUGGGGCCGGAUCGAUGAUGACGGCCUCACCUUGGGCCGUUGACCACAAUCCACGCUUCGAUAUUCAGUACAGGAAGUAACUUUACCUGAACACCCAUCGUUGUUCGGCCAGCCAUGGAGUACUUCGACCAAUCCCUCCUCCCCAUCCCCCCGAUGCCCUCCUUUCUCCAUGAGGCCUCUUCCGUCAAUCCCUCAGAAGACAAGAUGGAUUCUGUUCUCCAAGAACCGACACCGAUUGGUUCCCCGACUUCGGAGACGGUGACAGUCUCAGUCUCCACAGCCUUCCACCCCGCCUCCCAUUCCGACGUCUACAUUCCAGACCUCAUUAUCAGGUCAUCUGAUCGGGUUUUCUUCCACGUCCACCGCGACCAUCUUAUCAGAGCCUCAACAAACAGUUUUAAUUACCUGGUGUCCACUUCCGACUCAGCUUCUGCACCGGGAUCAGCUCCGGUAGUACCUCUACCAGAAACUUCGGAUGUUAUCAAUGUUGUGUUUCACGUCAUCUAUAAACAAUCAUGCAGUCAGUAUAACCCAUCCCUGGCCGUUCUCAUCGCAUCAAUCAUGACUCUGAAGAAAUAUGGCAUUUCUUUGGGCGAACACAUCAACCCUACCGCCCCGCUAUUCCCCAUUCUUCUCACACAAGCCCCGAUGCACGCAAUUGAGUUAUAUAUGGUCGCCGCUGAAAAUGACCUGCGCGAUUUGGCAGUGGCCGUUUCUCCUCAUUUGCUGUCGUUUCAUCUACCAACUGUCAACGAUGAAAUGGCCGCUCGAAUGGGUCCCAUAUACCUGAAGAAGCUUUUUUUCCUUCACAUCAAUCGGACCCAUAUAUUGCAAGAACUCAUGCUUACGCCACCUGUUUCACAUCCGCCGACCUUCGACUGCGGCAUCGAUCAGCAGCAACGAACAACGAGAGCCUGGGCACUGUCGUGUGCUAGCCUUGCAUGGGAUGCUCGACCCGACUUAUCACCGACUAGGAUGCAAAACGUUCUAGGCACCAUGGAGAGCCAACUCACUUGCGAACUCUGUAGAGCUUCAGUGGAUGCCCGGAUACAACAGCUCAUGUCUGAAUGGGCACUCGCACAGAGGCGUAUCUGAGCUGAUCUCGGAUGAUAAUUAGUUUGAACAGGAGGCCCAUAAUGUGCAAUAUACCGAGCUCUGAUCUUUGCAAGGAUAUACACGACGAAUAUCAAAGGUUAUCAUUCACUCUAAUUAUACACGCAUUCCAUUCUAUCUUUUACUUACUUCCAGCACAAACAUGUUCAUAUAUACACGUUUUGGAGGCAUAAAGCUCGUUGAUACUAGCACCUAUAAUAUGUUCAAUCGUUUGUUACGAUAUACAUAACAACCUGACUGAGCAUAAAGAAUCGGCCAGUUCGACUUGUUUUCCAUUAGCGUUUGUC